UCCCUUUAGCGGAAUCACUGAUCUGGUUAAUAACGUUCUCCAGCCCCAAACAAAGUCCCCAAACCAACCGCAAACAGAGCCUCCAAAGGAGCCGGAGACGAAAUUGCACCAGCAAUUUGAAAUGUAUAAGGAUCAGGUAAAGAAGAUGGGGGAUGAGGCACAGACCACCCCGGAGCAGAAGACUGACGCCCCCAUCUGCGGAAUCUGCCAUAAAACCAAGUUUGCCGACGGCUGUGGCCACCUCUGUUCUUAUUGCCAAACCAAGUUCUGUGCUCGCUGUGGAGGAAGAGUUUCACUACGCUCCAACAAGGAGGAUAAAGUGGUUAUGUGGGUAUGCAACCUGUGCCGAAAACAACAAGAAAUCCUCACCAAGUCAGGGGCCUGGUUCUACAGCGGCCCAGGGGACGCCCUGCCCCCGGGUGCGAGUGACCCUCGGCGCCGCCACGAAGAGGCUCCGCAGGAGAAGAAGGCCAAACUGCAGGAAGCCCCGCUGCUGUACCAGGGGCCUCCAGGGGACCGCAGCCGUGCUCCAGGACUCUUGCGCCAGGCGUCCCUCAACAACGACUCUGGUCUGAAGCCCAACGACCCUCUGAGCAACAGGAAAAGAAGCCCAUCAGCAACCAGAGAUCCAAACCAAAAAUACGACCAAAGGGAGGAAAAGGCGGAGCGUUCGCAGUAUGCCCCAGGGGAGGGCGGCAUGCCACGAUCACCGUCUGACUACGGGGCCGGAGACCGCCAGUGGCGGGGAGGCUACGGUCGCUCCUACGAGGACGCAGAGGUAGCGCGAGGGGCGUACCGUGCUCGACGGGGCGGCUGGCACUCUCAGGAAGAGUACCCUCCCGAACCCGGCUUCCUGCCCGACGGCCCGCCCCUCAGCGAGCACGAGCUCCAGCGCCAGCGGCAGGAGGAGUACCAGAACCGCUACCGCAGCGACCCCAAUCUGGCCCGAUACCCAGUCAAACCACAACCUUACGAGGAGCAGAUGCGCAUGCAUGCCGAGGUCUCGCGCUUCAGACACGAACGCCGCCACAGCGACGUCUCCCUGGCGUACACUGAGAUGGAGGAGCCCCUCGGGCCCCUGCGAGGUCCCCACUACUCACCGGGUCCCGGACAAACCCACUGGAGGUCCAACCACAGUCCCCCCAAUGUGGACUCCCUUCACAGGCAGCAGCUGCUGGAUCCCGCCUCGGCCGUGCGGAAGAGUAAACGAGAGAAGAUGGACAGCAUGCUGCGGAAUGACUCGCUCAGUUCCGACCAAUCAGAGUCCGUCAGGCCGCCGCCGCCCAAACCUCACAAGACCAAGAGGGGCGGAAAAAUGAGGCAGGUGUCGCUGAGCAGCUCCGAGGAGGAAUUGGCCACAACACCCGAGUACACCAGCUGUGAGGACGUGGAGAUCGAGAGUGAGUCUGUGAGCGAGAAAGGGGACAGUCAAAGGGGAAAAAGACAAACUUUUGAGCAGUCACACACCUUAUCUGAGGGCCAAAAGAAAAUGGUGCGCUUUGGGGGCCACUCUUUGGAAGAAGAUGCUGAGUGGUGUGAACCCCAGGUUAAAGACUCGGGGGUUGAUACGUGCAGUAGCACUACUCUAAACGAGGAACAUAGCCAUAGUGAGAAGCACCCGGUCACAUGGCAGCCCUCCAAAGACGGAGAUCGACUCAUCGGCAGGAUCCUGCUCAACAAGCGCAUGAAGGACGGCAGCGUCCCUCGCGACUCCGGAGCUCUUCUGGGACUGAAAGUGGUUGGGGGAAAGAUGACAGAGUCUGGGCGACUUUGUGCGUUCAUCACCAAAGUAAGGAAAGGGAGUUUAGCGGAUACAGUUGGGCACCUCAGACCAGGUGAUCAGGUCCUAGAGUGGAACGGCCGACUUUUACAAGGAGCCACAUUUAAAGAAGUUUACAAUAUCAUUUUAGAAUCAAAGCCAGAGCCUCAGGUGGAACUAGUGGUCUCUCGACCCAUUGGAGAUAUCCCCAGGAUACCAGAAAGCACACACGCACAACUGGAGUCCAGUUCAAGUUCAUUUGAGUCACAGAAGAUGGAGCGUCCCUCCAUAUCAGUCACGUCUCCCAUGAGCCCCGGAAUGCUACGGGACGCCCCUCAGUACUUAUCGGGACAGCUUACAAGCCAAAGCCUUAGUAGAAGAAUUGAGCCUUUUAGCCCUAAAGUUCAGGUCAAACUUUGGUAUGACAAAGUCGGCCAUCAGCUUAUCGUCACCAUACUGGGCGCUAAGGACCUGCCUUCAAGGGAGGACGGCCGACCACUCAAUCCUUAUGUGAAGAUCUACUUCCUCCCUGACAGAAGUUUGAAUAAUUGUUUCUCCAGUGACAAAAGCAAAAGAAGAACAAAAACGGUAAAGAAAUCACUAGAGCCCAAAUGGAACCAGACCUUUAUGUACUCUCCCGUCCACCGGCGGGAGUUCAGGGAACGCAUGCUGGAGAUCACGCUGUGGGACCAGGCCCGGGUGAGAGAGGAGGAGAGUGAGUUCUUGGGAGAGAUCCUCAUAGAGCUGGAAACAGCAUUGCUGGACGAUGAGCCGCACUGGUAUAAGCUGCAAACGCAUGACGUCUCAUCGGUACCCCUGCCCAAGAGCUCCCCCUGCCUUCAGAGACGAGCACUGCACGGAGACAGUCCCACACGCAGACUGCAGACCAAAGGCCCGUAUGUGUACAGCACAGGGUCUCAGAGGAUCAGUGACAGUGAGUUCUCAGACUAUGACGGUGAAGAUGGUGUUGGCGUUGUGUCAGACUAUAGGAACGGCAGGGACCUCCAGAGCUCCACCCUCUCUGUGCCUGAGCAGGUCUUAUCGUCCAAUCAUUGCUCUCGGUCAGCCGACAUCAACCGGGCGAGGUCACGGUCUCCCAGCAUGCCCCCUUCUCAGAGUCAUUUUCUCACCUUACCUCGAACCCGACACAGUCAGCCUCAUGACAGUCAGCUGAAGGAACUCAGGAAUUACGGAGCGCCAGACAGGCACGAGUAUCACCACAGGUCCCGUUCUGCAGACCAGCGGUCCGCAAUGGAGCGUCCCAUGUACAGUCGCUCUCGCUCCACAGAGCGGCCGCCCGACGGGCCCCACAUGAGAUCCUCGAUGCCCUCGCUGCCGUCAGGACACUCCGCUCCACCCUCCCCUGCCUUAUCGAGGGCGAAUCCUCGUGGUGGAUCGGUUCAGACCAGCCCCACUGGGACCCCUGUGAACAGCAGGAGAGGACGACAGCUACCACAGCUGCCUCCGAAAGGGACGCUGGAAAGAAAAGAUGGAGAUGAAGAACUUGAGCCUUGUCCAGACACGGACUCCCCCAGUCAGACAAACUCAGGUGCCAUGGACGUCGAGGAACGAACGCGGCAGAUGAAACUGAAGAUGAACAAGUAUAAACAGGGAACAGGCUCGGACUCCCGACUGGAACAGGACUAUAACAAGCGUUCAGGCAGAGAUCCUCAGCGGGGAGAAAACCUCUCGGCCAAGUCUUCGGACAGUGAUGUCAGCGACGUGUCCGCUGUGUCGAGAACCAGCAGUGCAUCUCGAUUCAGCAGCAUGAGCUACAUCUCUGUCCAAUCAGAACGGCCGCGGGGCAGCCGGAAGAUCAGCAAGGGGCGGAGUCUCUCCAGGGAGGGGGAGGGGUUACAGGAGGAACAGGAGGAGGGAGGGUUAGAGGAGGACAGAGUGAGGAAGAGAGGAGGGGGGAGGGCAGGAAAGCUGAGGAGACAGACAAGUAGCGUAGACAAAGAGGAAGCAGAGCGGGAGGAGUCUGAAGAGGGCGUGGCCCAGAGGACGGUCUCAGAGACGGACCUCAGUGAAUUUACGUCCAAAAUGAAAAACAGGCAAAUGGAACCGGCGGCCGGGGGCAACAUGACCAAGAGCACCAGCAUCGGCGGGGACAUGUGCAGUCUGGAGAAGACCGACGGCAGCCAGUCAGACACGGCCGUGAGCCUGGUGGGAACCGAUGUCAAGAAACGGCGCUCCAGCAUCGGUGCCAAGAUGGCGGCAGUCGUGGGGUUGAGUCGAAAGAGUCGCAGCGCCUCGCAGCUCAGCCAGACAGAAGCAGGAGGAAAGAAGCUGCGCAGCACUAUCCAGAGGAGCACAGAGACGGGUCUGGCCGUAGAGAUGCGAAGCCGAAUGACCCGACAGGCCAGCCGCGAAUCCACUGACGGCAGCAUGAACAGCUACAGCUCUGAGGGAAACCUCAUAUUCCCUGGAGUGAGACUCUCUUCUGACAGUCAGUUCAGUGACUUCCUGGAUGGACUUGGCCCCGCCCAGCUUGUGGGCAGACAGACGUUAGCCACGCCCCCUAUGGGUGACAUUCAGAUUGGGAUGGUGGAAAAGAAAGGAGCCCUAGAGGUAGAGGUCAUCCGAGCCAGAGGCCUUGUGGGAAAAUCAAGCUCUAAGGCACUGCCAGCCCCUUAUGUAAAGGUGUAUCUACUGGAGAAUGGAGCCUGCAUAGCCAAAAAGAAAACAAAAGUAGCACGAAAAACACUGGACCCUCUUUACCAGCAGCAGCUGCCGUUUGAGGAGAGCCCAGGAGGAAAGGUUUUACAGAUCAUUGUGUGGGGAGACUAUGGACGAAUGGACCACAAAUCCUUCAUGGGAGCCGCUCAGAUACUUUUAGAUGAUCUGGACUUGUCCAACAUGGUUAUUGGCUGGUUCAAACUGUUUCCUCCCUCUUCAUUGGUCGACCCAACCUUGGCCCCGUUGACCAGAAGAGCUUCCCAGUCAUCUCUCGACAGCGGGUCCGGGCCGUUCGGUCGCUCGUAGCAGUUUUCUGAAAUAUAGCGUUACUGUAGCAGCCAAUGGGUGGAGUUUGAGAAUUGCGACAGGUCCUUCCCCCCGGUAACACUGCAUGCUUGAUGUUGUGUGUUCAGAGCUUGUUUCUUAGGGGUGAAAAAAGCGGUCCUGUUUUUGCUCGCAAAAAAAAUGCCGCACACACCGUGCGCAAAGAGCACCCCCUAGAGGGUAGGGACGAGACGAAGCUGGAAAUGGGCUCCUGAGCUCAUGGAACGUCACAAUUCUUGAUUUUAGAACCUAUUUGAAGCCAUUGGAGUUGAGCCUGAACUGAGAAGCGAAAUGUUGAG
This is a messenger RNA of Rhinichthys klamathensis goyatoka, 5061 nucleotides long. It is a transcript of the gene rims2a, whose product is annotated as regulating synaptic membrane exocytosis 2a. Lineage: Eukaryota; Metazoa; Chordata; Actinopteri; Cypriniformes; Leuciscidae. The transcript is spliced from 32 exons. Gene Ontology annotation, molecular function: small GTPase binding; transmembrane transporter binding. Gene Ontology annotation, biological process: regulation of synaptic plasticity; calcium ion-regulated exocytosis of neurotransmitter; regulation of membrane potential. The record is from RefSeq and is a predicted model, not a curated record. Gene Ontology annotation, cellular component: presynaptic membrane; cytoskeleton of presynaptic active zone. The coding region runs from base 122 to 4744 and encodes 1540 amino acids.